Cryptotermes secundus is the source of this 1644-nucleotide messenger RNA. Its product is annotated as gustatory and odorant receptor 24-like. The transcript is spliced from 7 exons. Lineage: Eukaryota; Metazoa; Arthropoda; Insecta; Blattodea; Kalotermitidae. The record is from RefSeq and is a predicted model, not a curated record. The coding region runs from base 1 to 1368 and encodes 455 amino acids. Gene Ontology annotation, cellular component: membrane; neuronal cell body; axon. Gene Ontology annotation, biological process: sensory perception of taste.
AUGGAGUAUCCCGAUCAAGCACGUGGUUUUCCCAGGUACCGUCCACCAGGGCAGACAACCGAAGUGUUCUACGUGCCACUGGCUGUAAGGACGCCACGUCACAGAGCGUCAUGUCCGUCGGAAUGGAAAGCCGAAAAUGAUGCCCUCACACUGUACGAAGAAAUGAAACCUGUUAUGAUUGUACUCAGAGUACUUGGAGUCUUGCCCUACGGCGUGACUUCAACAGGUGACGUGUACUUCAAAUGGCUCUCUGUAGCCAUGUUUUAUUCAUUUGUACUCAUCAGCACGGUUACCGCACUCGUUGGAUUCAAUCUGGUAGAGAGAAUCAAUAUGGACUCGACUACCGUUUAUACUUUUGCAGACAAAACAAUUGAAUAUGCAGGAAGACUGUUCAUCUCGUCCGUAUUUAUUAUACCGAUAUGCCACUGGCUGGAGACAGGCAAGAAAAUAAAGUUCCUCAAUACGUGGACACAGCUGCAGGCGGAAUACAGGCUCAUGUCAGGGAGGCAACUGCGUCUUGGUGUACGGGGGAAAGUUAUUUUGAUUCUUCCUAUCAGUGCUGUGCUGGUAGCGGCUUUAACCAUGAUGGCGUAUCAGAGGGGCUUUGUCGCACAAUGGUGGCACAUCAUCGGCAUUGCAUUUGCGUCCUCUAUGUCCGUUAUUCUGCCUUUUAUCUGGGUGAUCACUUGCUCCGUAAUCAUCAAAGUUGCUACUGCUCUAGCAGAUGACAUGGAACAACACUUCUCGUCACGAGGCUCCGCGAGGGGCAUCAAGAUCUCCACUUACAGGACUUUCUGGUUGCACCUGCGCCAGCUCACGCAAGAUCUUGGCAACGCCACUGGCUUCACUUACGGCAGCCAUACUCUCCUCUUCUGCACAAUCAGUGUUCUUGUCACUUACGGCUUUAUAGUCGAAUUGAAGGACAAUUUCAACUUUGUUUUCUUUGCCGCAUCUCUGCUCUUUCAAGCUAUCAUUUAUUCUGAGUGUGACUGCGCGCAGAACGCAGCUAACCAGGUAGGCGCCAAAUUUUCGGAACGCCUUCAAGCUAUAACGAAUAACAUGCCAGUCACAUGCUGUGAGGGAGUACACGAGGUGGGUAACGAAAGCUCAUACAGCGAGAUUUACUUUGUACUGUUCGUAGCCACAGCAGUUAGAGCCUCAACUCACGCAAGCAAUUCUGUGUUCCAGAUGAGAAAUUUCUUGGCACUAGUUCGAAGGAACCCCCCAGUAAUAAGUUACUGUGGAUUUGUGAACGUCAACAGAGCAUUAAUGACGUCCUACUUUUCAACCACAUUGACGUACCUGGCAGUCCUAAUGCAGUUCCAGGUGAGUCAGAGGUCUCCAGAAGAGAAAAGAUAUUGCGCCUAGCACUUCCAUCCUCAACGCUGUUAAAAUACAAAAGAUCCUCCUUGUAACGCGGAUGUCACGAGACAGCUGAAGUGCCCACUUCACGAGCUACUGGCGAGAUAAAUGAAAUUUACUGGUACAUUUACCUGAUAACAGGUUCCCUGUUAUUAUGCAGUGGCUAACAUACUUUAUACCUGAAAUUUUAUGUACAUUUCAGAUUGUGGCUGAGGUGCUCGUUAAAUAUGAAAGGGAAAUUUAUCCCUCUUCGCUGCUUGGAAACCGGGAUCGUGGGUUCGA